AUGAAACGUGGUGACAGUCGCCCAUCCUGGCUAAGACAUCCCCCUUUAUCGGUGGCUGUCCGUUGUGAGUCACCGCUUGACUCACUCCGAUGGCAAUCGGCGACACUGCACCAUCUAGAGAUGAGUGCUGUGGACGGCGCUGAUCCAAAUGUAGCUCUUGAGCCACUGGAUGCAAAAGCUGAAGAAGAGGAACGCUAUCGUCUGAAAAUGGUUGCUCUUCAAGAGUGCUACGAUAAUGUUGCUCUGCAAUCGGUUCGCCUCCGUGAACGCAUUUAUCAAGUGAAGAAGCAGUGCCGUCGGCUAGAGGUGAUGAAGCGAGUAGCACUCAAUAUGCUUCAUCAGAAUACUGGCACGUACGACAUUCCUCCAUUAGAGAUUGUCGAUGAGGAUCCUUUGCCGUCGUUUUUGGAAUCACUACACAAGCAACAACAUGUGGUCGCGGAACCUCCUCGCAAAAAGUCAAAAAGGCCUUCGCGAAGUAAAUCAGAUGGGAAGCCGACGCCUGAGGAAGAAGAGCGUGCGAAGCAGAAGAUCUACAGCAUAAUCGAUAGUGUAUAUAGUGAAACAGCAAGGAGAAUGGGCGACGCUUUGAAGAAACCAUCGCGCAAUCCAAAUAUGAUGACAGCAUCGAGUUCGGAACAAAGUUCUAGAAAAGUUGGUGACUUGACCAUGUCGUCGAACCACACUUCGCCUGGGGAAGCGAAUGUGAAGACUAUACGCGUCGAGCAUGAAAUCAAGCCUGAAAUACAUAAGGAUUCCUCAUCCAUACCACUGAAUCAGGGAGAUGUCGCUGGUGCAAAAGAACAGUCAGAAAGUGGGCAUACUCUGACCAGUUUUGACGCAAUGGCUGCUGCUUACGAACCACUGAUGAACUCGGACGAGAGCAUGGCAUACGAUUCUGGUCCAUUGUCCAGUAAAACGAGCCACAAUAUGUCGGCAAGCUCGUCCAGCUUAGGAUUUACAUAUGGAGAUAGCAACGAUGGUGUGCAAGAUCUUAGUCGGGGAGCCAGUGCCUCCAAUAGUCCUGCAUAUGAAGCGACUUUGGAAACGCUUCAGUCUAUGAACUAUCAUUUUGACGGUGAUGGUUUGACACCGAACAUUCAAAAACCUGUGGAUUGCGAAGUGCCUCGAGAAGGGAACUCAAUGUAUAAUCUGACCAACUCUAUAGUUUCUCCUGUACAAAAUCACUCAGACAAUAUGGAUCCAGGCCGCACUGCUCCUUACUCGAAAAUAGGAUGCCCAAACAAAGCUGUACUUUCGAACGAACGAGAACAUCUUUCGCAACAUACAGAUUUGACUUUUGAUAAAAGCCUCAGCUCAUCACCUCAUCAUCUGGAUGGAGAGAAGAUGAACCAUGCCAGUGGCAGCGGGGAUCCACCACAGCCUUCAAAGAAAAGCAGGCUUACAGCCAGAAAUGAUGUCAAGCAGGAUACCAAAACAGCUAUUGCACCACCUCUUCCCAAUUACAUUCCAUAUCGGAUGAUCGAAGUUGAGACUCCUAAACCAGUGGAAGUAAUCACGAUCGAUUCUGGCGAUGAGACGUCUUCUCCAAAACAAAUCCGAAAACGUCGACGCAAAUACAAAUACGUUGUCGAGAGCGUUCUGGAUAAUGUGCCAUAUACCUUCCGUCAGGCUGAAUCAGACGAUGAAGAAGUUGCUGACAAGCAGUCCACGACCGUCAGUACUCCAGUUCGAACUGCGACUGACUAGUCGGCACCCCGUAGUGCCCAAUUUUCAUUCCGGUCAAUUUCUUUGGUGAUCUGUGCUCUUUUAGGAUUCCAAAUUUUUGAAGAUUAUAUGCUUCCCUGUUUUUUUCCUUUCAUUUCCUUACUUGUUUUAUGAUCAUCAUUUAGAAUACUGCUCAUAAUUUAUGCUUGUGUAUGAAGUUCCACCUUCAAUUAUCUCAUUUUUCAAUUUGUUAGGUAC
Messenger RNA from Cylicocyclus nassatus, 1926 nucleotides. Lineage: Eukaryota; Metazoa; Nematoda; Chromadorea; Rhabditida; Strongylidae. The record is from the annotation of a GenBank genome assembly.